This is a messenger RNA of Sclerotinia borealis F-4128, 549 nucleotides long. The record is from the annotation of a GenBank genome assembly. Lineage: Eukaryota; Fungi; Ascomycota; Leotiomycetes; Helotiales; Sclerotiniaceae.
AUGAACUACGCCAUGGAGGACACUCAGAAUUCCGCUCCUGGAGAUGUCCCACCAGCUCAAGCUGCCAAACUUGCUCCUCGCAAAGGUCCCGAUGCUCAGAGCACUACCAAACGUCUCCAAACCGAGUUGAUGCAAUUAAUGACCUCUGCGGCACCCGGAAUCUCUGCAUUUCCCUCCGCAGACGGUAAUCUUCUUUCCUGGACCGCGACCAUCGACGGACCAGACGAUACUCCAUACGCUUCCAAGCAAUUCAAAUUAUCCUUUGCCUUCCCAUCCAACUACCCCUAUGCACCACCAACCGUGCUCUUCAAGACACCUAUCUAUCACCCUAAUGUUGAUUUCUCGGGCCGGAUUUGCUUGGAUAUCUUGAAGGAUAAAUGGACCGCUGCUUAUAAUAUCCAGACUGUUUUGUUGAGCUUGCAGAGUCUUUUGGGGGAACCAAAUAAUGCAUCACCAUUGAACGGGGAGGCUGCAGAGCUAUGGGAGAAGAGCCCCGAGGAGUUCCAAAAGAAGGUCAAUGGCCGUCACCAGGACAUUGAUGACGAAUGA